AUGUCGAAGCGAGUGACAGGGUCUUGUUCAUCGGGACUACAUUGGCAACGUAUUCUGCAUUUCGGUGAAGACCUACUCGUUAUGCCGAUGUGUGGUCCCAGGUUACUCAAACAUGCCAUCGAACUGAAUAAACCAACCAUGUUACUCAACUUGGGACCAACUCGUGCUCAUGGUGUGCCGGAAGUAGAUAUCGUUGAGGCUGCAAGUAGCGAUGUGCUUCGCGCUGCAACUCGGACAUUGGCAAAAGACCUAAAGGGGGAAGCAGGGCGGGUGGUUAACAGGUUGUUGGAAAGUGGUGUGGUGACACCACCGCCAGACGACAUGGAGGACAGAGCGCCUCGCGCAGCGGGAUAG
Molecule: messenger RNA, 354 nt
Organism: Rhizoctonia solani
Lineage: Eukaryota; Fungi; Basidiomycota; Agaricomycetes; Cantharellales; Ceratobasidiaceae
Product: NAD-dependent histone deacetylase SIR2
Exons: 3
Coding region: 1-354 (117 amino acids)
Source: RefSeq, a predicted model, not a curated record